Cuscuta epithymum is the source of this 1242-nucleotide messenger RNA. The record is from the annotation of a GenBank genome assembly. Lineage: Eukaryota; Viridiplantae; Streptophyta; Magnoliopsida; Solanales; Convolvulaceae.
GGACUAAAUGUGAUGACAUACAACUCGUAGGACCAAACGUGAAAUUAAUUCGUGAAUAUAUUACAAAAGCCGUUCUUAUUCGCACGACAUAUAAUUAAAAGCUACUUAUCAUUUUUUUUUUGAACCGAGCUACUUAAUCAUUUGUAAAUCCAAGUAAUUUCAAUCAAAUCCCCGAGAUUACAAAUGCUUGACUUAUACGGAGUAAUGAUUGGAUCUAAAUCACACAUACCCCCCAUUGACUCGAAUAGUCUGGCCAUUGACCCACUCACCGCCGUCUCCGGCCAAAAACGCCACUACCGGUGCUAUGUCCUCCGCCUGCCCCAGCCUGCCGAAGGGGCUCUCGUCCACCGCCUUCUGUAUCACCUCCUCCGAUUUCCCCUCGAAGAACAUAUCCGUCGCCACCGGCCCCGGCGCCACGCAAUUCGCAGUUAUCCCCGUCCCCUUCAGCUCUUUCCCCAGAAUCUUCACCAUGGCCUCCACCGCCGCUUUCGACGCUGCGUACGCUCCGAAUCCGGGUCUCAGCGCCACCGCCAUCGAGGAAGUGAGGCAGAUGAUUCUCCCGCCGCCGCCGCGCUGGAUCCUGGCGGCGGCUUCCUUGCAACAGAUGAACGCGCCGCGCGUGUUGACGCUGAAGGUCCUAUCGAAAUCUUCGAUCGCCGUGUCGAGGACGGAUGGGUACUUGGUGUCCAGCACGCCGGCGGAAUUGACCAGGAUGUGGACCUUCGAAUUGAACUCCGUCUCGGCCACGUCGAAUAGGGUUUUCACUUGGGCCGGGUCGGAUACGUCGGCCUUGACGGCGACGGCCCGCUUUGGUCCGCCGGAAUUGAUUUGGGAGACGACGAGGUCCGCGUGAUCUGAACUGGCGGCGUAAUUGACGACGACCUUCGCGCCGAGAGAAGCAAGGUGGAGGGCAAUGGCCUUGCCGAUUCCUCGCGACGAGCCGGUGACGAUCGCCACUCGGCCGUUGAGCGGACUUGCGGCCUCCGGGACACUUUUCGCGGCCAUUUGAUCGGCGGGUGUUCUGGUUAAAUAAUUAGUGAUAAUCUAAUCGCACCCUAAUUUAUAGACUGUAAAAGAUGUUUGUGUCGGAGUCGAAGUGGCGAGCCCGGUAACUCGCGUGUAAAUUGUACUAGUAUUUGAUUAAUGGCACUCUCGCCUUUUGCGUGAGAAGUUUGAUUUCAACUCAAAUUUAGUCAUUUGAUAGUCUUGGAGUUGAAGAUCCUGCUCAAAUUUUGAUUGAAA